This is a messenger RNA of Epithele typhae, 1260 nucleotides long. RefSeq lists its product as uncharacterized. Gene Ontology annotation, molecular function: transmembrane transporter activity. The transcript is spliced from 10 exons. The record is from RefSeq and is a predicted model, not a curated record. Lineage: Eukaryota; Fungi; Basidiomycota; Agaricomycetes; Polyporales; Epitheliaceae. The coding region runs from base 1 to 1260 and encodes 419 amino acids. Gene Ontology annotation, biological process: transmembrane transport.
AUGCUCCCGCCGGAGCCCACCGCGUCCGCUUCUGGCGACGUGUCGUACUCACACUCGGACUCGGAUUCGGACCACAGGCCGAAGACCCGAGCGACGCCCACGCCGAGGACGGAGGCAAGGAGGCAACAUCCUCAGCGCCCUCCGACGAUCACAAAAGACCUUAACGGAGGUGACGAGUUCGUCUGGGUCGGCCACGCUGCCUACAAUCUUGCUGCAGCCGCCAUCCUCCCUUUCACCGGCCAGCUUGCGGACAUCAUCGGUCACCGUCCAAUCAUGCUCACCUGCUGGCUCAUCGCUGCACGGACGGUGCAGGGUAUUGGUGGGGGAGGGAUCAUCACUUCAGUCCUCGUCCCUUGGGCCGAGCGCGGUCUGUAUCAAGGUCUACUCGUCUUCACCUGGGCAUUCGCGGCUGGUGUGGGGCCCGUCAUCAAGGUUACAUGGAGGUGGCUGUUCUAUCUGAACCUCCCCCUGGCCGGUAUCGCGUUCUUCCUUGCCAUGAUAUCCCUCCGUGUCCGAACUCCAGAAGGCAGUUUGCGCGAAAAGAUAGUGCGCAUUGACCUUGUGGGCAACUUCAUCAUCAUCGCCGGCACGAUGCUCGCGUUGGUCGCGCUCACAUGGGGAGGGAUUCGCUAUCCUUGGAGCUCUGUGCACGUCCUCGCACCACUCAUCCUCGGUUUUCUCCUUAUCUUCCUUUACGAGGCCAUUGCUCUCAUCUGCCCGCAAGGACGUCUCGCCUAUCAGGUCUUCGCCACUGCGUCCGUUCUCUCGUCUUCCGCGAUCGUCUUCGGGGUGCUGGUCAGGGUCAUGAAGAAGUACCGGCCCGUCAACGUCAUCGGCUGGGUCUUCCUCAUCGGCUUCGGUCUGUUUACGCUCCUCAAAGCGGACUCGUGCACCGGCGAGGUCGGCUUCCGGGUCAUUACGACCAUCGGCCUGGGUGUGAUCUGGACGACGGCCGUCUACCCCAUCCUCGCCCCCCUGAGGCCCGUCGCGCGCUCCUUCUCCACGCUCGCCUUCCACACCUUUGCGCGCACAUUCGCGCCGACCCAUCUCCGCCUCCGUGUUCCAAACCGAGCUCAAGGCGACCCUGGCCGCCUACUUCCCCCGCACGUUCCCCGCCGGGGUCGAGAUCGCGUACGCCGCGGUUCCCGCGAUCCACGCGCUCCCCCAGCGGCUCCCCGACGAGGUCCGCGCACCGGGCCCGACGUGCUGGGUAUCGUGCUCGACGCGGCGGGGCUCGUGCAGGGCCAGCGGGUGACGUAG